CGCAGGGCAAUGUCGGCAUGGCUGGAUCGGAGUGGAAGCGUGUGGGGCUACGACAAGGCGAUGAAGAUAGCGUCCUACCUGUUGCCUCUAGUCGCUCAGACUUGCCCUCAUCGCCUUCAGACUCUCAAAGAGGCGCUGAAGCUCUUCGGAAGCCACUUCUCUAUGUACCGGGUGACGACAAGGCUGGGAGGCAGCCCCUUCGGCCUUCCAUCAGAGCUUGACAACAUUAUUAACAGCAGCUGGGUGGGUGGUUGGAAAGACAAUGUCAUCCGACGAUGCGUUAUCCUCCAAUCAUACACCAUGCUGGGAUACUACCCCCUGGAGCAUGCAGUUUGGGCGGGAACUAUUGCACCCAAGCUCUUCCCUCUUGACGUGGCAACUCUUUCCCGGCUUUCUUGCGUAUUUUGGGUGCUUUGGAUUGUGAUUGACAUAUACGCAACACAUCGAAGAUGGCAAGAAUUGAAACGGAUGGAGACAAAGCUAAAGAUGAACGGAUCGCUUACAGCUAACAACAAAGCCAAGAUCGAACGGAGCAGAAGAUCGCUAAUCCGUUACACCUUGCGUCUCGUCUUGUACCUUCCCAACGCUAUUCACUGGACGUUAGAUGAGAAGAGCAAGUUUGCUCUUGCCGACUGGAUGGUGAAUGCUCUUGGCCUUGCUGAAGCUGUUCUUGGAACAUACACUUAUGUGAAUGGGGACUCUAUUUCUCGUCCCAAGAUUGAAGAGUAAAAAAUGCUGGAGGCUUUAUUUCAUAGGAUGAUGAGGCCCUUGAGAACAAGGAAAGAUUACUUCAAGCUGCUGAAGAACAAUGGAUUUCUCGACGUAACUCCUUCGAGCGCAGAAGACAAGCAUGUCAAAAAAAUUUGUACAUUGAUGUGUUUGUUCAUGGUCAUGCCACAGUGUAUCACUGUAUUAUCCUUCCUCGUUCGUUUGUACUAUCGAACAUGAACUUCUUGAAACUCAGCACGAUCUUACACAUCGCCAAGUUUGUGUCUUCGUCUUCGUCUUCCCC
Molecule: messenger RNA, 1012 nt
Organism: Guillardia theta CCMP2712
Lineage: Eukaryota; Cryptophyceae; Pyrenomonadales; Geminigeraceae
Exons: 6
Coding region: 10-729 (239 amino acids)
Biological process (GO): peroxisome fission
Cellular component (GO): peroxisomal membrane
Source: RefSeq, a predicted model, not a curated record